This is a messenger RNA of Patella vulgata (common limpet), 1206 nucleotides long. Its product is annotated as alpha-galactosidase A. Gene Ontology annotation, cellular component: cytoplasm. NCBI's taxonomy places the organism in Eukaryota, Metazoa, Mollusca, Gastropoda, Patellidae. Gene Ontology annotation, biological process: oligosaccharide metabolic process; glycosylceramide catabolic process; glycoside catabolic process. Bases 82 to 1206 code for a protein of 374 amino acids. The transcript is spliced from 7 exons. The record is from RefSeq and is a predicted model, not a curated record. Gene Ontology annotation, molecular function: alpha-galactosidase activity.
UCUGUGGUAUUAUUUGGUAUUGUUUUGCUAUUCUGUAACCAUGGUUACAGCCUGGACAACGGUUUGGCUUUGACUCCACCGAUGGGGUGGUUGUCAUGGGAACGUUUUCUGUGUAAUACCGACUGUGUUAACGACCCAGAUAAUUGCAUCGGUGAGAAUUUAUAUAAACAAAUGGCGGAUCGUAUCGUAGCAGACGGAUAUAAGGAUGCUGGCUAUGAAUACGUCUGUAUAGAUGAUUGUUGGUUGGCUCCCACUAGAGAUGCAAAUGGUCGACUACAGCCUGAUCCAUUAAGAUUCCCUGGUGGAAUUAAGGCUUUGGCUGAUUAUAUUCAUUCAAGAGGACUGAAGUUUGGCAUAUACGAAGACUUUGGCGUUCAGACAUGUGCCAAGUUUCCCGGAAGUGAAUACCACUUACAGUUAGAUGCCCAAACGUUUGCUGAUUGGGGCGUGGAUCUACUGAAGUUUGAUGGCUGCAAUUCUAAUCCAGCAGACAUGGCUCGUGGUUACCCUCAAAUGAGUAUGUAUUUAAAUCAAACUGGUCGACCAAUCGUAUUUUCAUGUGAAUGGCCGCUAUAUGAGACUAAGGCUAACUAUGCUGAUAUAAGAAAAGCUUGCAACCAAUGGAGAAAUGAUCACGAUAUUGCCGAUGACUGGAGUAGCGUUUUGGAUAUUAUAACUCAUUAUGGUAAAAAUGAAGGUGAUUUCGCAUCUUUUGCCGGACCUGGUGGCUGGAAUGAUCCUGAUGAGUUAGUUAUUGGAGAUUUUGGCUUAAGUCAAGAUCAAGAGAAGGUGCAGAUGGGAAUGUGGGCUAUGAUGGCGUCACCACUUCUCAUGUCCGUCGAUCUCCGAAAUAUUCGAAACGAGUCACGUGAUCUUUUAAUUAAUAAGAGGAUUUUAGCCGUUAACCAAGAUAAGAUUGGAAAACAAGGGAGAUAUAUAUUUACAGUGUCGACUACAGUGGAUGUUUGGAACAGAACAAUUCUACCAGAAGGAAGCGUCGCAGUUGCUUUUCUUAACAGAAUUAAUUACGGUGGGCCUAGACAAGUUAUUCAGCGCUGCAGUGACCUCGGAUUAAUCCGACCAAAUGGUUAUGUUGUAACAGAUGUAUUCACCGGUGACGUCAUAGGGAAUUUUAAACCGAACGAUAUCCUCACUAUCGAUGUUAAUCCUAUGGGAUUAAGUAUGUAUACCGCUAAUCCACUAUAA